This is a messenger RNA of Clupea harengus (Atlantic herring), 4225 nucleotides long. RefSeq names its product MAP/microtubule affinity-regulating kinase 2b (gene mark2b). Gene Ontology annotation, cellular component: cytoplasm. NCBI's taxonomy places the organism in Eukaryota, Metazoa, Chordata, Actinopteri, Clupeiformes, Clupeidae. The record is from RefSeq and is a predicted model, not a curated record. Gene Ontology annotation, molecular function: tau-protein kinase activity; ATP binding. Gene Ontology annotation, biological process: intracellular signal transduction; protein phosphorylation; microtubule cytoskeleton organization.
CGCCCCUCCCCUCCCCUCCCCUCCACUCUCAGCUGUGCACAGUCGGCCAUGUUGCCUCCCAGUGGUUGCUUCUUGCUUGCUUGCCUCCUGCUUGUUCCGGUAUCUCGGUAGAUUCCGUGUAGCUUACAGAAUGCGUUGCUGCUGCUUGAACGCAGUAACCAUUGCUUUCCAUAGGCCUACUGUCCUCUCCCAGUAAAGAGAGCAAGCUAGCGCAUACAUACACUUAUCGUAGCAUGUAAUGCUGGUGGAUUUUACAACUUGAUUUUUUUUCCGGACGUAUUUUGAGGACAUCGCCUUCGUAGCACGAUUUGUACUUCUAGUGUUUACCGUCCUUAUUUGAAUCACGCACUCGGAAAUAGAGGAGACGUCGCUGUUCAUGGAUAUUUGAGUUUUCUGGACUGCUUAUUAGCCAGUGUGCUCGCUGACCAGACGUUACUCCACGGAUUAGUAGCUGCCUAGCUAGCGCAAUCCCACAGCAGAACACAAUAUUUGCUACGGUUGCUAGCUUCAUAUCUACUUGGAUGUAACGUUAACAUUAGCUGACUAGCUGGUUGAUUUUCUUGACCAAGCGGCUUAUUUCCAGACGCGAAUCCCCCCCCCCCUUGAAACCAGGAAGAACCUUUAUUUUUGCUAAAUAUUCACAUCAGCAAACGUUAACGUUAUCCCGUUGAAGUUAUUUGUAAGGUAACGCUAGCUAUUCAUUUUUCUGCAGCGAAGGUCGGUCGAGUUGGAACCGAUUUAGACCGGCCUGAUGUAUUGAAUCUUCGGGUUUGAUUUUGGACUGCCUCAACACUCACAAAGAUCCGACAUUUUAAACACCAGCUUUUUUCUUUUUCCUUUUUAAAAGCUCAUGUGGGUCCCCAAAUCAAGCGCAGUUGAUUUUAUGAAAGGCAAGACCGUGACACGUUGAUGUGCUUCCUUUGUUGGAUUGCCAAUUGAUGGUAACGUUAACUAACGUUAAUUUGGGCUGGAUAUCAGUUCUGUAAUCUAUUUUCAGUUUGUUUAUUCAAUAAAUCAGUGCGUGCUGUUUUCGGAAUCAGCGAAUCAGGAAAUUGACUUAACCUUAGCGUGUUUAUAAAUUCUGACGUUUGGAAAACUUUUGCAGCCCAAUUUUUCACCUCUGUUGACAUGGACACGUACUUGUAAUGUGGGAUUCAACUUGUUGAUCUUUGUCUGCGUGGCUAGCUUUCUAGCUAGCUUGCUAGCUCUUUGGACCUUUUUUAUCCUUGGUCCUCGACCAAAUAAGGACAGUAAUAACCUCUACUGCUAAAUGUGUGUAUGAUUCUCAGACAUUUUUCUUCAUCCCCGGACCCCUUUUUGAAGAUCCCUGACCAAAAAUGACAACCCGGCCUCCGUUACUAACUGUCAUAGAAAACUCGUCAGGCCAGCCACACUCAGAUUCCAAAGCAGGAGGCCGUCCAAGCAUGCCACGCUGCCGGAACUCUGUUGCCACAUCAGCAGAUGACCCACAUAUCGGCAACUACCGGCUGCUGAAGACCAUCGGCAAGGGCAACUUUGCCAAGGUCAAGCUGGCCCGGCAUGUCCUGACGGGGAAAGAGGUGGCCGUGAAGAUCAUAGAUAAGACACAACUCAACUCUUCCAGUCUCCAAAAACUCUUCCGGGAAGUGAGAAUCAUGAAAGUUCUGAAUCACCCAAAUAUAGUGAAAUUGUUUGAGGUGAUCGAGACAGAGAAGACUCUGUAUCUGGUGAUGGAGUACGCCAGUGGAGGGGAAGUGUUUGAUUACCUUGUUGCCCAUGGGCGGAUGAAAGAGAAGGAAGCCCGUGCCAAGUUCAGACAGAUUGUCUCAGCAGUUCAAUACUGCCAUCAAAAGUGCAUUGUACACAGGGACCUAAAGGCGGAGAACCUGCUUCUGGAUGCGGACAUGAACAUAAAAAUCGCCGACUUCGGCUUCAGUAACGAGUUCACCGUGGGCAACAAGCUGGACACGUUCUGUGGCUCCCCGCCGUAUGCGGCCCCCGAGCUCUUCCAGGGGAAGAAGUACGACGGGCCCGAGGUGGACGUCUGGAGCCUGGGGGUCAUCCUCUACACGCUGGUCAGCGGCUCGCUCCCCUUCGACGGGCAAAACCUGAAGGAAUUGAGGGAGCGUGUUCUGAGAGGGAAAUAUCGUAUCCCCUUCUACAUGUCCACUGACUGCGAGAACCUGCUGAAGAAGUUCCUUAUCCUCAACCCCUCGAAGAGAGGCAGCCUGGAACAAAUUAUGAAGGACCGCUGGAUGAACGUCGGUUAUGAGGAGGAAGAGCUAAAGCCAUACCUUGAGCCUGUAGUCGACUAUAACGACUCCAAGAGGACAGAUAUGAUGGUACAGAUGGGCUUUUCCCUGGAGGAAAUCAAAGACUCUCUUCAAAACCAAAAAUAUAAUGAGGUUACAGCGACCUUCCUAUUGCUGGACUACAGAAACUCAGAGUUGGAUGAGAGUGUCAAUUUGUCAUCAAAGCCUCGCCCAGGAAGUGACCUCACGAACAGCAAUGCCCCGUCGCCACCUCACAAAGUACAGCGCAGUGUGUCGUCCUCCCAGAAGCCCCGGAGGUCAACAGAUCAGAGCUCGUACUCGAAGCGCGCCCAGGGCGACAACAAACACACCACUGAGGACACCGGGCGCAAGGGCUCCAGCAGCUCAGCUAAGGUGCCGCCCAGUCCUAUUAAUCCCAGUGACCACAAAAAAAGCUCGACCCCCUCCUCUAACUCGAUCCUGUCCACUGGCACAAGUCGCAGCAGAAACUCGCCCCUCGCCGAGAGGUCCACCCUUGGGGUCCACAAUGGCAAAGACAGCCUGAACACUCCCGGGUCCCGCGCCUCCACGGCUUCAGCUGCCGCUGUGCUCUCCUCCUCAUCCUCCUCUUCCUCACGUAUCCGACACCACAAGUCCCUGUCCACCUCCGCACACCCCUGCCCCACUGACCUGCACACACACCAGCGCCCCAGUGCCCCCCCACAAAGGGCUCCUGGUGCUUCCCCCUCGGCUCACAACAUCAGCAGCGCGGCGGCAGGGGACCGCACCAACUUCCCUCGAGGGGUGGCCAGCCGCAGCACCUUCCACGCGGGGCAGCAGCGGGGGGCGCGCGACCAGCAGGGCUCGCCCUAUCACGGGCAGCCGGCCUCACCGUCCCUCUCCCACGGCAACAGCCAGCAGAGGAGGCCUGCCGCCUCGGGCAUCUUCAGCAAGUUCACCUCCAAGUUUGUGCGCAGAAAUCUGUCAUUCAGAUUCCCCAGAAGGUCCAUGCUGAGCAGCACGGUGGAUAAGUCUGAGAAGGGAGGAGGAGGAGGAGGAGGAGGAGGAGGAGGAGGAGGGGGCGGCACUCUGGGCUCCGGGGGCGACGAGAACAAGGACUCCAUCAGCUCGUCCUCCCCGGGCAGCGGCACCCCCCCGCCGGCCUCCACGCUGGCGCCCGCGGCACCGCCGCCCUCCUCGGUGGGCGGUCCGCCCGGCACCAUCAGGGACGCCACCAAGCCGCGCGCGCUGCGCUUCACCUGGAGCAUGAAGACCACGUCGUCCAUGGAGCCCGGCGAGAUGAUGAAGGAGAUCCGCAAGGUGCUGGACGCCAACAGCUGCGAGUACGAGCUGCGCGAGCGCUUCAUGCUGCUGUGUGUGGCGGGCAACCCGGCGCGCGACGACUUCGUCCAGUGGGAGAUGGAGGUGUGCAAGCUGCCGCGCCUCUCCCUCAACGGCGUGCGCUUCAAGCGGAUCUCGGGCACUUCCAUCGCUUUCAAGAACAUUGCCUCCAAGGUCGCCAACGAGCUCAAGCUGUGAGGGAGGAGCAGGGUGGUGGAGGGAGGUCAGGAAGAGAGGGAGGUGAGGGAGGGAGGGAGGGAGAGAUAGAGAGAUAGAAAGAGGUUGUUUGAUGCCAGGGUGGAUAGGAAAGACUGAACAAGGAGGAUGUGAAGAUGAGUGGAAGAUGUGAUUAGCACUGCUGUUGCACAGAGAGGUCGAGUGCAGCAGCCUUCUCUGUGGUUAUGGUGUGUGAGUAGGUUAAAGACCCCAUCUGAAGCAGCAGUCAAAGAAAAAGAAUGAUUGUGGUGGGUCCUUAAAAUCCUUCCAAAAAAAAAAAAAAAUCAUCCUUUUCCCUGUUCACUUUUUCUUUGAGCCCCUCAGAAAUGAAUUUGUAUAUUUUUCCUCAUUUCCGCAAAUAGUUUUCAUUGAGCCCAGGCCUGCGCUUGGGCGGAGAAUCACUACAUCAGUGUUGUAGGGUGAGUGGGAGGAGGGGA